Messenger RNA from Staurois parvus, 608 nucleotides. The record is from the annotation of a GenBank genome assembly. Lineage: Eukaryota; Metazoa; Chordata; Amphibia; Anura; Ranidae.
GCUUGACAGCGGGCACCGAGUCAUCUGGCAUGAAAGCGGGUACCGAGUCACCGGACAAGUCAGCGGGCACCGAGUCACCGGGGAAGUCAGCGGGCACCGAGCCAUAUGGCACGGCAGCGGGCACCGAGUCAUCUGGCACGACAGCGGGCACCGGGUCACCAAGCCCGACAGCGGGCACCGAGUCAUCUGGCACGACAGCGGGCACCGAGUCAUCGGGCACGACAGCGGGCACCGAGUCAUCGGGCACCGAGUCAUCUGGCACGACAGAGGGCGCCGAGUCAUCUGGCAUGACAGAGGGCACCGGGUCACCAAGCUUGACAGCAGGCACUGAGUCAUCUGGCAGGACAGCGGGCACCAAGCUAUCUGGCAGGACAGUGGGCACCGAGCCAUCUAGCAGAACCGCGGGCACCUGGUCACCAAGCUUGACAGCGGGCACCGAGUCAUCUGGCACGACAGCGGGCACCGAGUCACCGGGCAAGUCAGCAGGCACCGAGUCACUGGGCAAGUCAGCGGGCACCGAGUCAUCUGGCACGACAGCGUGGUGCCUGCUGGUCAGCUCUGGUACUGCAGCCCACACGGCAGACCAAGGGGAGUGAGCUUAGGGCAGA